GACUCAUAGGGAUCAAUCAGUUCUGGACGAUAAGCAAGAAUUAGGUGAAAUACCAAUUGUUAUAAACAACAGCGACAUACGUAUACGCAGCCAUACAACUACGGAUAUUAAAGGAACUUCAACCGAUGAUAGGCAUGCCAAAACUUCCUCGUUCCAUGGUAACUAUUAUGAUAGCCCCGAGAGUGACGUUGGUCAUGGUUGGGACGCCGGUGACGAUUAUGUUACUCGGAUACGCUCUAACGGCCCAGGAAUGAUUCAGGCACUAGACGACUUCGCCGCGGAUGACGGACCCGCUACUCUCGUUUCGGCGCCUGGGGUAGUUUGCCGGAACGGUAGAUAUUAUAUCCCAAACUUCAGAUGCCCACAAUCUAAUGUGCGGACAACAGCGAGGAUCGAAGGACAGCGCGGUAACAGGGUUAUCAUAAGCUUAACGCCGUCUUCAAUUGAACUCGGGCGUCCUGCUUAUACCGUGAAUAAGUCCCAGUUGGGUAUAGGUCGCUUUGAUUACCCGGAUAUAAAUAUGGUUCAGCUUGACGUCCUAAGAACCGAAUAUAGAACGUAUGGAAUUCCUGCGAUUGUAUUUGUUGCCCCAACUACUAUACUAAACCCAACCGAGGACCAAUUAACUUCUACAAGCAAUCCUCAGAGGUGGCCUAUUACUUACCUCAAAUUGAAAUUCCACGACGAUUCAACUGCAUGGGCUACACGGACCGUUUGGAUCAGUAACGUGGGGCCGGCGUCUUUCGCCAUUGAUGAGCACUUUGCGAAGGUAAGACAGGACCCACCAAUAAUACCGCGUCCUCCCGCAGAGAGGGCCAGGCUCCAAGAGGAUGGCAACAGAUGGAGAGCAAGCCAAAGCCCUGCGCCACAGGGGCCCGUGGCGACCGGUCAAAGAGACCGUAGCAGGAGGCAAGAAGCACCCACGCGCCCCCCCCGGACCCGCAACUCGCGUAGAGCACAGAACCAGGCACUUCCAGACCAAGCCCGACAGCCAUUAUCUAGGAACGCAACUCAGAAUCAGCGCGAAACAGGGAGUGGGAGUGGCCCCGCGGGACAACAAGAUCCACCAGCCCCGAACCAACCUCCCCAGGGCGCAACAGCGAGCGGGAGUGGUGUCUCUGGACUAAAUCCACCGGAGCAUUGGCUAAUCAAGUAUAACGACCCUACUAUCCGUCAGCUAGGCACCACCUGCCGCAAUUGUAUCGCCCCAUAUCCUACCGCCACACUCCGGUGUGGCUGUCGCUAUCACCUUGGAUGCCUUGAAUUUCACAGGACCCCCAGAAAGCGUGUAGCAAAAUGCCACGUUCACUCUACGCAAUGUUGGUCGUUUUUCUACUUUUCUUAUAGUGAUGUAUAUCGUUUUGUUAUGAUUGAUGCAACCGACUUUCUAAGUAACGGAAUUCCAUGGGCACGCGGACCAUGGACCGAUCCAUUUUGUGCCAUACCGGAGGACGAGGAACUUUCUUGCUCAAUAUGUGCGGAAAGGUCAGGGAUGGAGAAUAUGAAUAUACGCUUUGUAGCUACGCCUUGCACCCAUUACUUCCACGCAGGGUGCCUGGGCGAAUGGUUUAAGCACCAAGACCCCAUGAGACGGGGUCGAACAACUUGCCCGAUGUGUCGACGACAAGUCGAUAAGGUCUGGACAACAGCAAGGUGGUGGCAUAAGGACGAGUGGCUUAUGCCCACCAAUUCCUCUAAUGUGGUGACAAAUGUACGAUUUGUUGGUUGGGUGAUGCCGGAAGAAGGGGAUGAAGAACUUUAACCGCAUGAGAACCCCAUCCCUAUAGGUAGCCAAAAUCUAUUUAAGGCCUUAUUCUCCCUUUAGCAAAAGCAGCAGGAC
Molecule: messenger RNA, 1840 nt
Organism: Xylaria bambusicola
Lineage: Eukaryota; Fungi; Ascomycota; Sordariomycetes; Xylariales; Xylariaceae
Exons: 3
Coding region: 251-1762 (503 amino acids)
Biological process (GO): protein ubiquitination
Cellular component (GO): cytoplasm
Molecular function (GO): ubiquitin protein ligase activity
Source: RefSeq, a predicted model, not a curated record